Aureobasidium musti is the source of this 579-nucleotide messenger RNA. Lineage: Eukaryota; Fungi; Ascomycota; Dothideomycetes; Dothideales; Saccotheciaceae. The record is from the annotation of a GenBank genome assembly.
AUGGGAACUCGCAACCUCACUCUCGUUUACUACAAAGCGAAAUAUCGUAUUGUUCAGUACGGCCAGUUCUCGACCUCCGAUAGCUUAUGUUUGUUAAUAGCAAUUUUUUANGGAUACCCAGAUGGCCAAGGCCUCACAAUCCUUGAGUUCCUCCUUGAUCCCGCCAACAUUACCAAACUUGAAGCAGCCUUGGACAGCAGCGACAACCGCAUCAUCAUCCUCAGCGAUGAGGAAGAAGAUGCUUACUUCGAAGACCUCGAUCACCAGCAAAUCGAGACGAGAAGUCUCAUGCCUCUACCCGUGAUCGAAUCUCUAUCUCGUGAUACUGGAGCAAAGAUCUUGAACAUUGUCGCAAAUGCUACGGUUNNAGAUUUGGACGAAUGGGUUCUAGAGGCGUUUACCCACUGGGAAAGAUACAAAGUUGUGGACGAGAAGUCGAGAUUCGAGGAGGUGCUUGGGAGUGAGAAAACUUUACCGGGAUUGGUGAAGCGAUUUGCGUUUGAUGAGCUGCCCGAGGACGAAUUCAUCUUCCUCGGGCAGUUUGAAGAGUUGCUUGUCGACGAGGAGGACAGCUGGUGA